AUGAUCGUCAACCCGGCGUUCGAUUCACAGACCAAGGAGACGUUGAACACCCGGGCGAGCGAGUUUGGCUCCACGUGCAAGCUACCGGACAGUUUCCUCCAGAAAGUCGCAAAAUCGGGUGUGAUCGACAGCAUCCUCUCCUUCGCAACCUUCAAGGCGAACAAGGAUAUGAAGAAGAGCGAUGGAAGCAAGAAGCAGCGGCUCACGGGAAUUUCGAAGCUGGACGAUGCGAAUGAUGCAGGUGGACGCAACUCCGAGCAGUGCACCUUGAUUCUUACGGAGGGGGACUCUGCAAAGGCUCUUGCGGUGAGCGGUCUAAGUGUUGUCGGUCGCGACAAGUAUGGAGUAUUCCCGCUGCGUGGGAAGCUCCUGAACGUCAGGGAUGCCCCUGCCAAGCAGUUAACAGAGAACGCAGAGAUCACCAACAUCAAGCAAAUCAUGGGGCUUCAGCAGGGAAAGCAUUACGACAGCACCAAAUCCCUACGAUAUGGCCAUCUGAUGAUCAUGACCGAUCAGGACCAUGAUGGAUCGCAUAUUAAGGGCCUCCUCAUCAACUUCCUCCACGCCUUUUGGCCGUCACUCCUGAAGCAGCCCAACUUCCUUCUGGAGUUCAUCACACCCAUCGUCAAGGCUACUGGGCCCCGUGGAAAGGUCAUUUCCUUCUACACGAUACCCGAGUACGAGUCAUGGAAAGAAUCCCUUGGAGGAAGUACCAAAGGAUGGUCCAUCAAGUACUAUAAGGGUCUGGGAACAAGCACACCGAAGGAAGCCAAGGAGUACUUUGCAGCCCUUGAUCAGCACCGGAAGAGCUUUGAGUGGACGGGAGAAGAGGAUGGCGAAAGCAUUGAGAUGGCGUUUAGCAAAAAGAAGGUGGAGGACAGGAAGACCUGGCUGCGAAAUGUGGAGCCUGGGACUUUCCUGGAUCAAAGUGCCAAGACGAUCACCUACAGCGACUUUGUCAACAAGGAGUUGGUCCUGUUCUCCAUUGCGGACAACCUGCGAUCCAUUCCAUCUGUCAUGGAUGGCCUCAAGCCUGGCCAGAGAAAGAUCCUCUUCAGUUGCUUUAAGAGGAAGCUGAAGAGUGACGUGAAGGGGACUGUCGAACACAACAGCAACAAAGACGGCCGGAACUACAUCGUGACUGGAACCAUCAACAAGGUCAGCGACACCGUUCUGGAGAUCACGGAGCUGCCCAUCCGGACCUGGACGCAGAACUACAAAGAGUACCUGGAGGGGAUGAUGGUGGUAAACGACAAGAACAAGGAGCCAUUCAUUAAGGAUAUUCAACUGGAGCAACUUCGAAAUGAGCUCAUCAAGCUGGACAACAGAGUGAGGUUCAUCCUUGCAGUUGUGCGUGGAGAGAUCAUCGUCAGCAACAGGAAGAAGGCGGAGCUUCUGGCUGAACUCAAGGAGAAGAAGUUCGCAACCUUGCCAAAAGGCAAGGUCAGCUCGAGCGGUGGUUCAUCCACAGCCGCAGAUGAGGAGGGUGACGAUGAGGGGGAGGAGUCGGGUGAAGAGGAAGGGGGCUCGAAGGCUAAGAAGGGGGGCGAUGGUGGCUAUGACUAUCUCCUUGGCAUGCCACUGUGGAGUUUAACCCUGGAGAGGGUUCAAGAGCUGCUGAGGGAUCAGAAGAAGAACCAAGACGACCACGAUGCUCUGUUGAAGACGGAGCCCAAGGACCUCUGGGAAAGCGAUCUGGACUUGUUCCUUGAAGAACUUGAGGUUGCGGAGGAGGAGGCGGCUCAGGAUAAGGCCAAGGAGGUGGCAGGCAAGCCUACCAAGGGGAAGGGUCGUGUUGCCAAGGCUGUGGCUGCGAAGCCGAAAAAGGCACAGAAGAAGGCUCAGGUCUUCAGUGAUGAGGAGAUGGACUUCAUUUCAGACUCAGAUGAUGACUUCAUGGAAGAUGCCAAGGUUAAGCGAGGAAAGGGGGCUGCUUCUGCUGCAGCAAAGCCGACAGUUGUGGCUGCUACAGCAAAACCACAGGCGCCUGUGCCUCUUGUUCAGGUGGAGGAACCAGCUCUUGGUGAUCAGUUUGAGUACUUUGAUGAGGUGGAUAUCAAGUCUCCAGUGAAGGAGCCUGUGAGCAAGGUGCAAAGAAUGCGCCCAUCCCCCUUCAGCAAGAAAAGUGGUCAGCCGGCAGCUGCAGCAGCAGAACGUCGUACCCAUCUCUCUCGUGGGGCUCAGAAGAAGCAGGCUGUGGUGCUCAGUGAUGACAGCGACGAGAGUGAGGAGGAGAGCGAGGAUGAUUUCCAGGACUUCAGCGAGGAGGAGUACUAG
Closterium sp. Naga37s-1 is the source of this 2277-nucleotide messenger RNA. NCBI's taxonomy places the organism in Eukaryota, Viridiplantae, Streptophyta, Zygnematophyceae, Desmidiales, Closteriaceae. The record is from the annotation of a GenBank genome assembly.